AUGACUCUGGGCUACAACAUCUAUGAGAUCCUUUUCAAUGCAAGAAUAACAUACGAUGCCAUGAUGGAUUUUCUAUCCAUGGGACAGGAUAACGUCCCAAACUACAGUUGUGGAAGACCCAAAAAUCUGUUGGCUGUGCUUGAAGGGACUGAUUCUGAGCUCUUUAGUCAUGUUUCAAGCAUGCUGGGCAUCUACAAAAUCCCUCAGUUUGUGAAGACAGCAUUUCAGAGUUCCUAUUUGAGCCCUGUGUUGUCAAAGAGAAUUUGGGGAAGAUGCAUAGAAAAAGAGAACUGGGAAAUGCCACCUCACAAUGUGGUUGCAGACAUUUUGUCUGAGGACAGCCACAGUAUUUCCACUGCAAUCCAGGCUGUCUCCUUGGUGCUUCAUGCUGUGCGUUCCUCUCGCUUCCAUUUUCCUCAAGUAGUACAGCCAUGGCAGCUUCAUCCUUUCCUAAGAAACUUCCAGCUUUACAAUCUUUCUGUGGAUAAUGUGUAUUUGGAUGACGACGGAAAUCCAGCUGCUGACUUGGAUAUCAUAAACUGGGCAAUGUUUCCCAACAAGUCUACUGUUGGAGUGAAAAUUGGGAAUAUAGAAAGAGGAGCCUCUUCAGAAGUCAAGGUCUCCAUCAAUCAGAGUGCCAUCAAAUGGCCAACAUCAUUUAACCAGAAGGCACCUUUUUCUAGGUGUGCUAAAAGUUGUCUCCCGGGAUACAGCAAGGUGAAGAGAGAGGGAGCACCUGUUUGCUGCUAUGACUGCUCCUCAUGCAUUGAAGGAACAAUAUCCAGACAGGAAGAUGAAGCCUACUGUGAAAAGUGUCCAGAUGAGCAGCAUUCCAGUAAGAAUCGAGAUCAAUGUGUCCCCAAAGUUUUAAGUUACUUAUCUUAUCAAGAAACACUAGGUCUAAGUCUAGCUCUCAUUGCCUCUUUCUUGUCUCUAACUACUGCCUUUGUCCUGGGAAUCUUCAUUAUACACAGAAAAACUCCCAUAGUCAGAGCCAACAACCGGGACCUCACAUACAUUCUCCUGGUCUCUCUCCUACUUUCCUUCUUGACUUCCCUUUUAUUUAUUGGUCACCCCCAGAAAAUGACCUGUCUCCUUCGGCAAACUGCCUUCAGUAUUGUUUUCUCAGUUGCUGUGUCUUCCUUGUUGGCCAAGACUGUGAUGGUGGUGGUGGCCUUUCUGGCAACAAAGCCAGGCAGCAGCAUGAGGAAAUGGCUGGGGAAGAGUCUACCCAACUCAAUUGUUUUAUCCUGCUCUGGUAUCCAGAUUGGUAUCUGUAUCAUAUGGCUGGGAAUCUCUCCCCCAUUCCCAGAUUCUGACUUCCAUUCCCAACCAGAACACAUCCUGCUGCAAUGCAAUGAAGGCUCUGUCACCAUGUUCUACUCUGCCCUUGGAUACAUGGGUUUCCUGGCUGCCAUUUGCUUCUUUGUGGCAUUUCUGGCUCGAAAGCUGCCAGGGACCUUCAAUGAAGCCAAACUGAUCACCUUCAGCAUGUUGGUCUUUUGCAGUGUUUGGAUCUCCUUUGUCCCCACCUACCAAAGCACCAAUGGGAAAUAUUUGGUGGCGCUACUUCAUCUCUGUACUAUCCCUCAGCUCAAUGCUAUUUGUGAUGAGGAUUGUGAUGAGUGA
Molecule: messenger RNA, 1629 nt
Organism: Thamnophis sirtalis
Lineage: Eukaryota; Metazoa; Chordata; Lepidosauria; Squamata; Natricidae
Product: vomeronasal type-2 receptor 26-like
Biological process (GO): G protein-coupled receptor signaling pathway
Cellular component (GO): plasma membrane
Molecular function (GO): G protein-coupled receptor activity
Source: RefSeq, a predicted model, not a curated record